AUGGCGAUUACAUCAGACGUCAGAGUAGAGUUCCUGGAGGGAGUGGCUUCUGUCAUCCUCAAGUUCAAGCCAGACAGGUGGGGCAAAAUGAUGGCGGUGGAAGAGAACAUGGCCCUAUUCACCGAAUUCUUCGAGAAGCCCGACGUCCUGGUUCUGGUGAUGACGCUCAGUCCUGCUGGAGGGAUCACACCCUGCCUGGGCUUCCCGGCGUCCCUCAAGUCCAAAGGGGUUUACUUCAUCAAGAAGAGACCUGAGAACAUAAGCAGGGACAACUACAGGGACGGUCUCGUCUACGGGGACAUAAGCCCCACGCCUGUGGACCAGCUGAUCACCAUCGUGGAGGAGGUCCUCUACUCUCUGUUAACCCAAAGCGAGGACAUGAGCGGAUGGCCCCAGGUGGUGUCGGAAGACAUUGUGAAGCAAGUCCACAAGCUGAAGAACGAAAUGCUUGUGAUGGGGGGCAAGAUCAAGGGGAAGACGCUGCUGCCCAUCCCAGAGCACCUGCAGAGUCCGGAUGGCACGCCGGAGUCCGUGGAGAGGAUCCCCCCCUCCCUGGACAUCUCGCUGCUGCAUGCCAUCGAAACGGUCAUCAUUGGCUGGUCCCACCAGAUCAGGGACGUGCUGAGCAAAAACUCAGCCCAGCCACUGCUGGAAGGGCUGCACCCCCUUCCCCGGGUCGAGUUUGAGUUCUGGGACACCCGGCUGAUGAACCUCAAGUGCAUCCAUGAGCAGCUGAACAGGCCCAAAGUGAACAAAAUAGUUGAGAUCCUGGAAAAAGCCAAAAGCUGCUACUGGCCAGCGCUACAGAACGUGUAUACGAGCGUCACUGAAGGGCUGAAGGAAGCCAGCGAAAUUGUUCUGUAUCUGAAGCCUCUGCAGAUCUUGUUGGAGGAGAUGGAACAGGCCGACUUCACAGUGCUCCCGACCUUCAUCGCCAAGGGGCUCUACACCAUCUGCUUCAUCUGGGCCACCUGCGAGCACUACCGCAUGCCCUCCAGGGUCCUCGUCAUCCUGCAGGAGUUCUGCAACCAGCUCAUCGAGAUGACACGCUCUUUCCUGAGCCCAGAUGAGGUGCUGAAGGGCCUGCAAGGCGAGAUAGAGGAGGUCCUGAACGGCAUCUCCCUGUCCGUGAACGUUCUGAAGGCGCUUUACCGAACCUAUGACUUCUGCUGUGCGAACAUGGAGCUUUUCUUUAAGAAAGACAAGGAGCCGGUGCCUUGGGAAUUCCCUUCUUCCCUUGCAUUUUCCAGAAUGAAUUCCUUCUUCCACCGAGUCCAGACCAUUGAGGAUCUUUAUAAAACAGCUAUUGAGUUUCUGAAGCUAGAGAAAAUUGAGCUCGGGGGAGUGAGGGGCAACAUCUUGGGAAGCCAGAUCGCUCAGAUUUACAGUGAGGUCUUCGAGCUGGUGAAGGUCUUUGCCGACUGCAAAUAUGACCCCCUGGACCCUGGAGAUCCGAGCUUUGAUGACGAUUACACUGACUUUGAGAACAAAAUUCAAGAUCUGGAUAGGAGGCUGGCCACCAUCUUUUGCCAAGGGUUUGAUGACAGCAAUUCGAUCGAGUCCUGUGCAAAGCUCCUGCACAUGUGUGGGGGUCUCCUGGAGCGGCCCCUGAUUCUUGCCGAGGUGGUGCCCAGGUACUCGGUCAUGCUGCAGCUGUUUGAUGCUGAGCUGGACAACACCAAAGUCUUGUAUGAUGCCCAGUCCUCAGCAUUCGCAGGCGGGGCUGUCCCCCCGAUCCACAGAAACAUGCCGUCCGUGGCCGGGCAGCUCAAGUGGAGCCUGGAGCUGCAGGAGAGGCUGGAGGCACCCAUGAGGGACCUGAAGCACAUAGAGCACCCGGUCAUGUCCAGUGUGGAGGCCAAGCUCAUCUACCAGAAGUAUGAUGAGAUGAUGGAGCUGCUGAGACGCUACCGUGAGAAGGUCUACCAGCAGUGGGUGGCAGGGGCAGACCAGGCCUGCCACUUCAACUUGGGGCAGCCCCUGAUCCGGCGGGGCCCCACCAUGAACCUCCUCCGAGUCAACUUCAGCAAAGCGCUGGUGGCAGUUCUCAGAGAAGUCAAGUACUUGAACUUCCAGCAGCAGAAAGACAUUCCAAGCAGUGCCGAGAAUCUGUUCUCCCAGCAUGAGACCUUCCGGAAGUUUGUGGGCAACUUGGAGCUCAUCGUUGGCUGGUACAAUGAGAUAAAGACCAUCAUGAUGGAUGUAGAGUUUCCACUAGUGAAGUCAGAACUGGAAGCAAUUGAUGCCAAAUUAUUGGACGCUGAGACGACGUUGUUCUGGGAUGGCGAAGGUGUUUUUGAAUAUAUUCAAGAGAUGCGAGAAAUUCUACAUAACUUGCAGAACAGGAUGCAGAAAGCAAAGCAAAAUGUAGAUGGGAUUUCCCAGGCCAUGAAGGAGUGGUCAGACAACCCGAUGUUUGAAAGAAAGGACAGCAAGGAAGAGGCCCUGUUAGACCUGCAUGGGAGGGUGAUCGAUCUCCACAGAUGCUACGCCAUGGUCAAGGCCGCCGGCCAGCGGAUCCAAGCCAUGGUCGCAGAAAACGCAGAACUGUUCAGAGCAGAUACGACAAGCUUGUCCUGGAAGGAUUAUAUCGACUACAUUGACAAGAUGGUCUUAGACGAAUUUGACGACUUCAUUCACAAAUCUCUCAGCUACCUAAUGGACAACAUGGUUACAGAUGAGAGCGUCGCCCCUCUGUUUGAAGUACACAUGGAGCUGGAUGAAGACAGGCUGGUCUUCAACCCAUCCCUGGAGGUGGGCGCAGACGGUGGCUUCCUGAUGUCCAUUGAGAGCCUGAUCGAGGACAUCUACGACGCAGCCAAGCUCAUCCCACGACUGGCCAGGGGCCGAAUGAACUACAAGGCCGACCUGGAGGACAUGACCGACCUCACAGAGAUGAGGGAGGAGCUGUGCAGCCGGGUCGUCAGCGCCAUGAAGGAGGCCGAGGAGUACCAGGACUCCUUCGAGACGUACUCCUACCUCUGGACGGAUGACCUGCAGGAAUCCAUGAGGAGCUUCCUGGUCUACGGGCGUGCAGUCACCCCAGAGGCCCUGGACAGCCGGGCCAAGGAGGCCCUCCCCAAGGCGCCGCCCACCCUCACCCAGUUCCAGCAGCAGAUCGACUCCUACGAGAAGCUGUAUGAAGAAGUGUCCAAGUGUGAGGACACCAAGGUGUUCAACGGCUGGCUGCAGUGUGACUGCCGCCCCUUCAAGCAGGCCCUCCUCAAUACCAUCAAGCGCUGGGGCCUCAUGUUCAAGCGACACCUGAGCAGCCACGUCACCAGCAGCCUUGCUGACCUGGAAGCCUUCAUGAAGGUCACCAGGAUGGGCUUAAUGAAGACCCUCAAGGAGGGGGAUUAUGAUGGCCUUGUGGAGGUGAUGGGCCACCUGAUGAAGGUCAAGGAGAGGCAGGUGGUGACCGACAACAUGUUUGUGCCCCUGAAAGAAACCAUUGAGCUGCUUAAGACCUACGGGGAGGAGAUGCCGGAGGAAAUACACGUGAAGCUGCAGGAGCUGCCUGAGCAAUGGACAAAUGUCAAGAAGCUGGCCAUUCAGGUGAAACAGAACGUAGCACCCCUCCAGGCCAACGAGGUCAGCAUCCUCAGGCGGAAGUGCCAGCAGUUCGAGCUCAAGCAGCACGAGUUCAGAGAGAAGUUCAGGCGAGAGGCCCCGUUCACCUUCAGUGACCCUGACCCCUACAAGUCACUCAGUAAGCAACAAAAGAGCAUCGUGGCCAUGGAGAGCGUCAUGGAGGCUCUGGGCAAGUCUGGAAGCCUGUUCGAAGUCACAGUCCCAGAGUACAAGCAGCUCAAAGUUUGUCACAAAGAGGUCUGCCUGCUGAAGGAGCUCUGGGACAUGAUCGUCAUGGUUAACACUAGCAUGGAUGACUGGAAGACCACCAGGUGGAAAGACAUUAAUGUUGAGCAGAUGGACAUAGACUGCAAAAAGUUUGCCAAAGACAUUAGGUCUUUGGACAAGGAGAUGAAAACCUGGAACGCCUUCACGGGGCUGGACAACACCGUGAAGAACAUGAUCACGUCCCUCCGUGCCGUGAGUGAGCUGCAGAACCCCGCCAUCCGGGACCGCCACUGGCAACAGCUCAUGCAGGCCACCCAGGUGAAAUUCGAAAUGUCAGAUGCAACUACGCUGGCGGAUUUGCUCCAGCUGAACCUACACGCAUAUGAGGACGAGGUCCGGAACAUCGUAGAAAAGGCUGUGAAGGAGUCCGGGAUGGAAAAGGUGCUGACAGCCCUGGAGAGUACCUGGUCCGCCAUGGAGUUCCAGCACGAGCCGCACCCGCGCACGGGCACCGUGAUGCUCAGGUCAGACGAGGUGCUGGUGGAGACCCUGGAGGACCACCAGGUGCAGCUGCAGAACCUCCUGAUGUCCAAGUACCUGUCCCACUUCCUGAGGGAGGUGACGAGCUGGCAGCAGAAGCUGUCCACGGCAGACUCGGUCAUCUCCCUCUGGUUCGAGGUCCAGAGGACCUGGAAUCACCUGGAGAGCAUCUUCAUCGGCUCCGAAGACAUCCGCACCCAGCUGCCAGAGGAUGCCAGGCACUUCGACGAGAUCGACCUGGGCUUCAAGGCCUUGAUGGGAGAGGCAGUGAAGACACCCAAUGUGCUAGACGCCACCAACAAACCGGGUCUCUGCGACAAACUGGAAAAUCUGAAGCAGAGGCUGGCUGUGUGCGAAAAGGCCUUGGCAGAGUACUUAGAGACCAAAAGACUGGCUUUCCCAAGGUUCUACUUUGUCUCCUCGGCUGACCUCCUGGACAUUCUCUCCAAUGGAAAUAACCCCAUGGAGGUGAGCCGCCACCUGUCCAAACUCUUCGACAGCCUUUGUCAACUGAAGUUCCGUCUGGACGCUGACGGGAGGCCCAUCAGGCUUGGUCUGGGCAUGUAUGACAAGGGGGACGAGUAUGUGGACUUUGACCAGGAGUGUGACCUCUCAGGGCCGGUGGAGGUCUGGCUGAACCGAGUGCUGGAUCGAAUGUGCGCCACACUCCGACAUGAAAUUCCAGAAGCCAUGGUGACAUACGAGGAAAAGCCGAGGGAGCAGUGGAUCUUUGAUUACCCAGCGCAGGUUGCGCUCACGUGCACUCAGAUCUGGUGGACCACAGAGGUGGGCCUGGCGUUUGCAAGGCUGGAGGAAGGCUAUGAAAACGCUAUCAAAGAUUACAACAAAAAGCAGGUCGGUCAGCUGAACGCACUUAUCACCCUGCUCAUUGGAAACCUCAGCGCUGGCGACAGGAUGAAGAUCAUGACCGUCUGCACCAUCGAUGUACACGCCCGGGACGUGGUGGCCAAAAUGAUCACAGCCAAGGUGGAGAGCUCUCAGGCCUUCACCUGGCAGUCCCAGCUCCGGCAUCGCUGGGACGAGGAGAAGAGGCACUGCUUUGCCAACAUCUGCGAUGCCCAAAUCCAGUAUUCCUACGAGUACCUGGGCAACACGCCACGGCUUGUCAUCACCCCGCUCACUGACAGAUGCUACAUGACCUUGACCCAGUCCCUCCACCUGAUCAUGGGUGGAGCCCCUGCUGGUCCUGCUGGGACGGGCAAGACAGAGACCACCAAGGACCUCGGCAGAGCCCUGGGCACUAUGGUGUACGUCUUCAACUGUUCUGAGCAAAUGGACUACAAGUCCUGUGGAAAUAUCUACAAGGGCCUGGCCCAGACGGGAGCCUGGGGCUGCUUUGACGAAUUUAACAGGAUCUCUGUGGAAGUCCUGUCGGUAAUCGCUGUGCAGGUAAAAUGUGUCCAAGAUGCAAUUCGGGCCAAGAAAAAAACGUUUAAUUUCCUGGGAGAGAUGAUAAGCCUCAACCCCAUGGUCGGCCUCUUCAUCACCAUGAACCCCGGGUACGCUGGACGCACGGAGUUGCCCGAGAACCUGAAGGCCUUGUUCAGGCCCUGUGCUAUGGUCGUCCCUGACUUUGAACUGAUAUGCGAGAUCAUGCUGGUGGCUGAGGGCUUUCUGGACGCCCGCCUUCUGGCCAGGAAGUUCAUCACACUCUACACCUUGUGCAAAGAGCUGCUCUCGAAGCAGGAUCACUACGACUGGGGCUUGCGAGCCAUCAAGUCUGUGCUGGUGGUGGCUGGCUCCCUGAAGAGGGGCGACCCCAGCCGGGCAGAGGACCAGGUGCUGAUGAGGGCGCUGAGGGACUUCAACAUCCCCAAGAUUGUGACCGACGACCUGCCCGUGUUCAUGGGGCUCAUCGGGGACCUCUUCCCGGCUCUGGACGUGCCUCGGAAACGGGACCUGAAUUUUGAAAAGGUCAUCAAGCAGAGCAUCGUGGAGCUCCGGCUGCAGGCGGAAGACAGCUUCGUGCUGAAGGUCGUGCAGCUGGAGGAGCUGCUCCAAGUGCGCCACUCCGUGUUCGUCGUCGGGAACGCGGGCAGCGGGAAGUCCCAGGUCCUCAAGUGUCUCAACAAGACAUAUCAGAGCCUGAAGAGGAAGCCGGUCGCCGUGGACCUGGACCCCAAGGCCGUCACCUGUGAUGAGCUCUUUGGCAUCAUCAACCCUGCAACCAGGGAAUGGAAAGAUGGCCUGUUCUCCACCAUAAUGCGGGACUUGGCCAACAUUCCCCAUGACGGCCCCAAGUGGAUCGUCCUGGAUGGGGACAUAGACCCUAUGUGGAUCGAGUCUCUCAACACCGUCAUGGAUGAUAACAAGGUCCUCACCCUGGCCAGCAAUGAGCGAAUCCCCCUGAACCGCACCAUGAGGCUGGUGUUCGAGAUCAGCCACCUGAGGACAGCCACCCCGGCCACCGUCUCCAGAGCCGGCAUUCUCUACAUCAACCCCGCAGACCUGGGCUGGAACCCGGUGGUGAACAGCUGGAUUGAGAGGCGCAAGGUGCAGUCGGAAAAGGCCAACUUGAUGAUCCUCUUUGACAAGUACCUGCCCACGUGCCUGGAGAAACUGCGCUUUGGCUUUAAGAAGAUCACGCCGGUGCCUGAGAUCACACUCAUCCAGACGACCCUGUACCUGCUCGAGUGCCUGCUCACGGAGAAGAACGUACCACCCGACUCCCCCAAGGAGCUGUACGAGCUCUACUUCGUGUUUGCCUGCCUCUGGGCCUUUGGGGGAGCCAUGUUCCAGGACCAGCUUGUAGAUUAUCGAGUUGAGUUCAGCAAAUGGUGGAUCAGCGAGUUUAAAACGAUCAAGCUCCCCUCACAGGGAACCAUCUUUGACUACUACAUCGAUCCUGACACUAAGAAGUUCCUGCCCUGGACAGACAAAGUGCCCCACUUCGAGCUGGACCCUGACAUUCCACUGCAGGCCUCUCUGGUGCACACCACGGAAACCAUCCGCCUCCGCUACUUCAUGGACUUGCUCAUGGAGAAGGCGUGGCCGGUGAUGCUGGUGGGGAACGCGGGCACUGGCAAGUCAGUGCUGAUGGGUGACAAGCUGGAGAGCCUGAGCGCUGACGGGUACCUGGUGCAGGCCGUGCCCUUCAACUUCUACACGACCUCGGCCGUGCUGCAGGGGAUUCUUGAAAAGCCACUGGAGAAGAAAUCUGGGAGGAGCUUCGGGCCACCAGGCACCAAGAAGCUCAUCUACUUCAUCGACGACAUGAACACCCCUGAGGUGGACAAGUACGGGACGGUGGCCCCCCACACACUCAUCCGGCAGCACAUGGAUCACCGGCACUGGUACGACAGACAGAAGCUGACGUUGAAGGACGUCCACAACUGUCAGUACGUGGCCUGCAUGAAUCCCACCUCUGGAUCCUUCACCAUCGACCCCAGACUGCAGCGCCACUUCUGCGUGUUUGCUGUGAGCUUCCCGGGCCAGGAGGCCCUCACGACCAUCUACAACAGCAUCCUGUCCCAGCACCUGGCCUUCUGCUCCGCCCCCACGGCGCUUCACAGGAUGGGCAGCCAGCUGGUGGCCUUGGCCCUGGCCCUGCAUCAGCGAGUCACAGCAACGUUUCUUCCCACGGCCAUUAAGUUCCAUUAUGUCUUCAACCUCAGGGACCUCUCCAGUAUUUUCCAGGGACUCUUAUUCUCCACAGCAGAGAUCCUGAAAGUGCCACUUGACCUCGUCCGCCUCUGGCUACAUGAAGCCGAAAGAGUGUAUGGAGACAAAAUGGUUGACAAAAAAGAUCAGGACAUACUGCGCAGAGUCACCAUUGCUUCCACCAAGAAAUUCUUUGGUGAUCUUGGUGAUGAGCUCUUAUUCGCCAAACCAAAUAUGUUCUGCCACUUUACUCAAGGGAUUGGUGACCCCAAAUACCUUCCAGUAACAGACACGGCUCAUCUGAACAAGCUCCUGGUGGACGUCCUGGACAGUUACAAUGAAGUCAAUGCAGUCAUGAACCUGGUGCUGUUUGAGGACGCGGUGGCUCACAUCUGCAGGAUCAAUCGCAUCCUGGAGUCCCCCCGGGGGAACGCCCUGCUGGUGGGAGUGGGUGGCAGUGGCAAGCAGAGCCUCUCACGCCUGGCCGCGUACAUCAGCGCGCUGGACGUGUUUCAGAUCACCCUCAAGAAGGGCUACGGGAUCCCAGACCUCAAGCUGGACCUGGGCGCUCAGUACAUAAAGUCGGCGCUGAAGAAUGUGCCCUCGGUAUUCCUGAUGACAGACUCGCAGGUGGCCGAGGAGCAGUUCCUGGUCCUGAUCAAUGACCUGUUGGCCUCAGGGGAGAUCCCAGGGCUGUUUGCGGACGACGAGGUGGAGAACAUCAUGGCUUCCCUGCGGCCACAGGUGAAGUCCCUCGGCAUGCCCGACACACGGGAGGCGUGCUGGAAGUUCUUCAUUGACAAAGUGCGCAGGCAGCUCAAGGUGAUUCUGUGCUUCUCCCCCGUGGGCUCUAUCCUGCGCGUGUGGGCAAGGAAAUUCCCUGCCGUGGUCAACUGCACAGCCAUCGACUGGUUCCAUGAGUGGCCGGAAGACGCCCUGGUGUCCGUCAGCGCGCGCUUCCUCCAGGAAACCGAGGGGAUUCAGCCAGAAGUCAAGGCCUCCAUCAGCCUCUUCAUGUCAUACGUGCACACAACGGUCAACGAGAUGUCCCGGGUGUACCUGGCCACCGAGAGGCGCUACAACUAUACCACCCCCAAAACCUUUCUGGAGCAGAUCAAACUUUACCAGAACCUGCUGACCAAGAAGAGAACGGAGCUGGUCGCCAAAAUUGAGAGGCUGGAAAAUGGCCUGAUGAAACUGAGGAACACAGCUUCUCAGGUGGACGAUUUAAAAGCCAAGUUGGCAAUUCAAGAGACUGAACUCAAGCAGAAAAAUGAGAAUGCGGACAAGCUGAUACAGGUGGUGGGCGUGGAAACAGAGAAAGUCAGCAAAGAGAAAGCCAUCGCUGAUGAGGAAGAGGUCAAGGUGGAGGUCAUCAACAAGAACGUCACUGAGAAGCAAAAGGCUUGUGAAACGGACCUGGCCAAGGCAGAGCCGGCCCUGCUGGCUGCACAGGAAGCUCUGGACACACUGAAUAAGAACAACCUGACAGAGCUAAAGUCCUUUGGGUCCCCUCCAGACGCCGUGGUCAACGUCACAGCCGCAGUCAUGAUCCUGACUGCGCCCAGGGGCAAGAUCCCCAAGGACAAGAGCUGGAAAGCUGCAAAAAUCAUGAUGGGCAAAGUAGACGCCUUCCUGGACUCCUUGAAAAAGUUUGACAAGGAGCACAUCCCAGAGGCCUGCCUGAAGGCGUUUAAGCCCUACCAAGGCAACCCGACAUUUGACCCUGACUUCAUUCGCUCCAAGUCCACGGCUGCCGCAGGCUUGUGCUCCUGGUGCAUCAACAUUGUCCGUUUCUACGAGGUCUACUGUGACGUGGCCCCCAAGAGGCAGGCCUUGGAGGAGGCGAACGCUGAGCUGGCAGAGGCGCAGGAGAAGCUCUCCCAGAUCAAAACCAGGAUCGCCGAACUCAAUGCCAACCUGAGCAACCUGACAUCGGCAUUUGAAACAGCGACAGCUGAGAAAAUCAAGUGCCAACAAGAGGCCGAUGCCACCAACAGGGUGAUCUCUCUGGCUAACAGGCUGGUGGGAGGAUUAGCGUCAGAAAACAUCCGCUGGGCUGAAUCGGUGCAGAACUUCAAAGGCCAGGCGGUCACUCUGUGUGGAGAUGUCCUGCUGAUUUCCGCCUUCGUCUCCUACGUGGGCUACUUUACCAAGAAGUACCGCAAUGAGCUGAUGGAGAAACUCUGGGUCCCAUAUAUAAAUAAAUUAAAGGUUCCCAUCCCCAUCACAAAAGGUCUGGAUCCCUUGAGCCUGCUGACCGACGAUGCAGAUGUGGCCACCUGGAACAACCAGGGCCUCCCCAGCGACCGCAUGUCCACUGAGAAUGCCACCAUCCUAUGCAACACGGAGCGCUGGCCCCUCAUUGUGGACGCCCAGCUGCAGGGCAUCAAGUGGAUCAAAAACAAAUACGGGGGUGCGCUGAAGGCCAUCCGCCCGGGACAGAAGAGCUACCUGGACACCAUUGAGCGGGCCAUUUCAGAAGGGGACAUCUUGCUCAUCGAGAACAUUGGCGAGACCGUGGACCCUGUGCUGGAUCCCCUCCUGGGCAGGAACACAAUUAAGAAGGGAAAAUUCAUCAAGAUCGGCGACAAGGAGGUGGAGUACCACGCUAAGUUCCGCCUGAUCCUGCACACCAAGUACUUCAACCCACACUACAAGCCCGAGAUGCAGGCCCAGUGCACCCUGAUCAACUUCCUGGUCACCAGGGACGGGCUCGAGGACCAACUCCUGGCUGCUGUGGUGGCCAAAGAGCGCCCGGACCUGGAGCAGCUGAAGGCAAACCUCACCAAGUCUCAAAAUGGAUUUAAGAUUGUUCUGAAAGAGCUGGAAGAUUCUCUGCUAGCUCGUCUGUCGGCCGCUUCAGGGGACUUUCUGGGAGACACUGCCUUAGUGGAGAAUCUGGAAACCACCAAGCACACAGCCAGUGAGAUUAAGGAGAAGGUGCAAGAAGCAAGAAUCACAGAAAUCAAAAUCAACGAGGCCAGAGAGAACUACCGGCCCGCUGCAGAGAGGGCAACCCUGCUCUACUUCGUCCUGAGCGACCUCGACAAGAUCAACCCCAUCUACCAGUUCUCGCUCAAGGCCUUCAACGUGGUGUUCGAGAAAGCCAUCCAGAAGACCGCCCCGGCUGAGGAGGUCAGGCAGCGGGUGGUCAACCUGACCGACGAGAUCACCUACUCCGUCUACACGUACACGGCCCGUGGGCUCUUCGAGCGGGACAAACUCAUAUUUCUGGCACAGGUCACCUUUCAGGUAACGUCUGGCCUCACUCCUCAGUGUGGUGCGCUGGUGGGUCCUUGCCGCAAAUGCAGGUUCCUGGGCCCCUGCUCAGACCUGGGGAUGCAGAACCUGCAUUUUAACAAGAUUCCCGGUAAGCUGUGCAUGGUCAGGUGCCUGAGGCCGGACCGCAUGACCUACGCCAUCAAGGACUUCGUGGAGGAGAAGAUGGGCAGCAAGUUCGUGGAGGGCCGAAGCAUGGAGUUUUCCAAGUCCUACGAGGAGAGCAGCCCCUCCACACCUAUCUUCUUCAUCCUUUCCCCGGGGGUUGACCCCCUGAAAGACGUGGAAGCCCUGGGGAAAAAACUGGGAUUUACCAUAGACAACGGGAAACUGCAUAACGUGUCCCUGGGGCAGGGACAAGAGGCAGUGGCUGAGAGUGCGCUCGAUGUGGCCGCGGAGAUGGGGCACUGGGUCAUUCUGCAGAACAUCCACCUUGUGGCCCGGUGGCUGAGCACCCUGGACAAGAAGGUGGAGCAGUACAGCAUCAGCAGCCACCAGGACUACCGCGUGUUCAUCAGCGCCGAGCCUGCCCCCAGCCCCGAGUCCCACAUCAUCCCCCAGGGCAUCCUGGAGAACGCCAUCAAAAUCACCAACGAGCCACCCACAGGCAUGCACGCCAACCUGCACAAGGCCCUGGACCUCUUCACCCAGGACACCCUGGAGAUGUGCUCCAAGGAGAUGGAGUUCAAGUGCAUCCUGUUCGCCCUGUGCUACUUCCACGCUGUGGUGGCUGAGAGGCGCAAGUUCGGGGCCCAGGGCUGGAACAGGUCUUACCCCUUCAACAAUGGGGACCUCACCAUCUCCAUCAACGUGCUCCACAACUACCUGGAGGCCAACACCAAGGUGCCCUGGGACGAUCUCCGCUACCUUUUUGGGGAAAUCAUGUAUGGCGGCCACAUCACAGAUGACUGGGACCGCCGGCUCUGCAGGACGUACCUGGCAGAGUACCUCCAGACAGAGAUGCUGGAGGGGGGGACCCUGCUGGCCCCGGGCUUUCAGAUCCCCCCCAGCCUGGACUACAAGGGCUACCAUGAAUACAUCGACGAGAACCUGCCCCCCGAGAGCCCCUACCUGUACGGCCUGCACCCCAAUGCUGAGAUUGGCUUCUUGACAGUCACGUCGGAGAAGCUGUUUCGCACUGUCCUGGAAAUGCAGCCCAAAGAGUCCGACUCGGGAGCAGGCACAGGAGCGUCCCGCGAGGAGAAGGUGAAAGCGGUGCUGGAUGACAUACUGGAGAGGAUCCCGGAGACAUUCAACAUAGCCGAGAUUAUGGCAAAGGCUGCUGAAAAGACCCCCUAUGUGGUGGUUGCCUUCCAAGAAUGUGAGAGAAUGAACAUCCUAACCCACGAGAUGCGCCGGUCACUCAAGGAGCUGAACCUGGGGCUGAAGGGGGAACUGACCAUCACCGCCGACAUGGAGGACCUGUCCGCAGCUCUGUUCUACGACACCGUGCCCAACACGUGGGUGGCCCGGGCCUACCCCUCCAUGAUGGGCCUGGCGGCCUGGUAUGCCGACCUACUGCUCCGCAUCAGGGAGCUCGAGGCCUGGACAACGGACUUCGCCCUGCCCACCACCGUGUGGCUAGGUGGCUUCUUCAACCCCCAGUCCUUCCUCACUGCCAUCAUGCAGUCCAUGGCCAGGAAGAAUGAGUGGCCGCUGGACAAGAUGUGUCUGUCUGUGGAAGUGACCAAGAAGAAUAGGGAGGAUGUGACUGCUCCCCCCCGAGAGGGCGCCUAUGUAUAUGGGCUCUUCAUGGAAGGAGCUCGCUGGGACACCCAGACCGGAGUCAUCGCAGAAGCAAGGCUGAAGGAGCUGACGCCAGCCAUGCCCGUCAUCUUCAUCAAGGCCAUCCCUGUGGACCGCAUGGAAACCAAGAACAUAUAUGAGUGUCCCGUGUACAAAACACGCAUCCGUGGUCCCACCUACGUCUGGACCUUUAACCUGAAGACCAAAGAGAAGGCGGCCAAGUGGGUGCUGGCGGCCGUGGCGCUGCUCUUACAGGGCUAGCCGGCUGCUUGCGUCCUGCCGUGAGGCUCACGCUCCUUGGGGCCAGAUCCUAACCACAGCUUCACGUUCACAAAAAACUCACCCUUGGAACUAGUACUUCCUUUUACAGGAACUGAUGGUUGUUUCUUGUUCUAAAUGAU
This is a messenger RNA of Manis javanica (Malayan pangolin), 13388 nucleotides long. The record is from RefSeq and is a predicted model, not a curated record. Lineage: Eukaryota; Metazoa; Chordata; Mammalia; Pholidota; Manidae.